Messenger RNA from Sinocyclocheilus anshuiensis, 1129 nucleotides. RefSeq names its product ras-related protein Rap-2b. Gene Ontology annotation, cellular component: membrane. NCBI's taxonomy places the organism in Eukaryota, Metazoa, Chordata, Actinopteri, Cypriniformes, Cyprinidae. The record is from RefSeq and is a predicted model, not a curated record. Gene Ontology annotation, biological process: Rap protein signal transduction. The transcript is spliced from 2 exons. Gene Ontology annotation, molecular function: GTP binding; GTPase activity. The coding region runs from base 269 to 820 and encodes 183 amino acids.
UUAAACAGAAGCGUAGCAACUGGGCGGGGUUUAUUGUGAAAACCUGGCAACCCUGGUGAGCUCGCGGAGCGCAGACGCAGCACACGGUCCGCCGGAAUAAUGCGCUUCUAAUGCUGGGCCGCGGUCCGAAGCAAGGCCAUCCUCAGCGCGGAACGCUCACCGAACUCCGGCCGGUACCGAGCGGAAGAACGGCGGAUUGAAAACAGCAGCGCGCGACGGAGAGAGAGAGAGAGAGAGAGAGAGAGACACUGCCCAAGCGCUCAGAGCCAUGAGAGAAUACAAAGUGGUCGUGUUGGGAUCCGGCGGCGUGGGAAAAUCGGCGCUGACCGUGCAGUUCGUCACCGGAUCCUUCAUCGAGAAGUACGACCCGACGAUAGAGGACUUCUACCGCAAGGAGAUCGAGGUGGACUCGUCGCCGUCGGUGCUGGAGAUCCUGGACACGGCGGGCACCGAGCAGUUCGCCUCCAUGCGCGACCUGUACAUCAAGAACGGCCAGGGCUUCAUCCUCGUGUACAGUCUGGUCAACCAGCAGAGCUUCCAGGACAUCAAGCCCAUGCGCGACCAGAUCAUCCGCGUCAAGCGCUACGAACGCGUGCCCAUGAUCCUGGUGGGCAACAAGCUGGAUCUGGAGGGCGAGAGGGAGGUGUCUUCCGGGGAAGGCAAGGCGCUGGCGGACGAGUGGAACUGCCCGUUCAUGGAGACCUCGGCCAAAAACAAAGGCUCGGUGGACGAGCUGUUCGCGGAGAUCGUGCGGCAGAUGAACUACGCGUCGGCGCCGCACGGAGACGACCAGUGCUGCGCGUCCUGCGCGAUUCUUUAAAACCGAGCGCGACUUCUGGUUUCUCGUUCGCGUUUGUUGCCAUGGUGUGUCGCAGGAUUUCUGUACUGUUGAGCGACGCGUCUCCUCAGGAGGAGGAGGAGAAGCCUGGAAUAGCGGAUCACUCUUCAGGAAUUGCAGCACACCAUUGAUGUCAACACAAGUGUCUUGCAUUCGCAACUGGAACUUAAACCCCAAGAACGUGAAAAACCAAGACGCGUGGGAGGAGUUUAAAAAGGCUAUGUUUUGCUCGUGGACUUGGAAACCCUUGUUGUGAAUCGUUUUGCUUUUCGUUCACCUGGAUUGAAACUA